Molecule: messenger RNA, 438 nt
Organism: Mesorhabditis belari
Lineage: Eukaryota; Metazoa; Nematoda; Chromadorea; Rhabditida; Rhabditidae
Source: the annotation of a GenBank genome assembly
AUGCUUGGGUUUAUUGUCGUUGCCGCUCUCAUAGUUCAGGCUUCAGCUUUGACCAAUUAUUGCACAGUGAGUGGAACCUCAUGCACUGCCACCAACACUUGCGCCAGCGGGCUCACUUGUGCUUACCGUGACUCGGUAAACAAAGUCUGUUGUUCGGCAGCAAACUUGGGCUGUGCCGAUUUGAAAAGUUCCAGCACCGGGGUCUCGGAUUGCAGCUCGAAAGUGGCCUUGUGCACGAACUCGGCUUAUCGCACAUUGAUAACCCAACAAUGCCCAGCAACUUGUAAAUUGUGCACAACCUGUGUUGAUCAAAUCAAUCCUUCAACUGGAACCUCUGAUUGCCCUGCCCGUGCGUUGGCUGGAUACUGUACCCAAUCGGCCUACGCCACUCUCAUGCGACAACAAUGCCCCUUCUCUUGCGGCUAUUGUUCCGGGAAA